This is a messenger RNA of Filobasidium floriforme, 1687 nucleotides long. Its product is annotated as acyl-CoA dehydrogenase NM domain-like protein. Gene Ontology annotation, cellular component: mitochondrial inner membrane. Gene Ontology annotation, biological process: fatty-acyl-CoA biosynthetic process; fatty acid beta-oxidation using acyl-CoA dehydrogenase. NCBI's taxonomy places the organism in Eukaryota, Fungi, Basidiomycota, Tremellomycetes, Filobasidiales, Filobasidiaceae. Bases 117 to 1379 code for a protein of 420 amino acids. The record is from RefSeq and is a predicted model, not a curated record. The transcript has 12 exons. Gene Ontology annotation, molecular function: glutaryl-CoA dehydrogenase activity; flavin adenine dinucleotide binding; fatty-acyl-CoA binding.
CUCGAUCGAGGUUCGUCAGAUAAUUCGAAUCGACCAGGUGUUCGACAUCGGCUUGGUUACAACGAUCACUAUCCAGUAUCCACCAGCUGCACAGUAUCAUAAGACAUACGAUCGCUAUGAGGUCCACAAUUACCACCACGAUCAAGCGAAACGUAUCCAGCUUGAAGUGCACCCCAGCGGCUGUCCGGUAUGCAAGCUCUUUUUCAAAGUUCGACUGGGAGGACCCGCUGGACUCUACAUCCCUCUUGACCGAAGAAGAAGUGGCUAUCCGGGAUACGGCGAGAGAUUAUUGUCAAGAAAACCUGAUCCCCCGAGUGAUCGAUGGGUACAGACACGAAAAUUUCGACAAGAAUAUACUCGCCGAGAUGGGUUCCCUCGGAUUGUUGGGAUGUACGAUCAAGGGACACGGAUGUGCCGGGGUUUCAAGUGUCGCUUACGGGCUGAUCGCUAGAGAGGUGGAACGGGUGGACUCGGGGUAUAGGUCCGCGAUGAGCGUGCAAUCGAGCUUGGUCAUGCAUCCUAUCAACGAGUUUGGGACCGAGGAGCAGAAAGAACGGUUCUUGCCCAAGUUGGCCAAGGGGGAGAUGGUUGGGUGUUUCGGCUUGACCGAGCCCAACCACGGCUCAGACCCUUCGUCCAUGGAGACCACCGCCAAAGAAGACCCAGCUACAGGUGGCUACGUCCUCAACGGGUCAAAGACUUGGAUCUCGAAUGCGCCUGUAGCGGAUCUUUGUCUGGUCUGGGCGAAAUGCGCUUGGGAUGGCAAGAUCCGCGGGUUUUUGGUAGAGACCGGCACUCCCGGCCUUGAGACCCCGGCGAUCAAGAACAAGCUCGCCCUUCGAGCAUCCCUCACAGGAUCCAUCUUUAUGGACAGCGUCAAGAUCCCCAAAGAGAACAUGCUUCCUGGUGUACAUGGGUUGAAGGGCCCGUUCUCUUGUCUGAACAGUGCGAGGUACGGGAUCAGUUGGGGUGUCAUGGGAAGUCUAGAGGACUGUAUCGCUAGGGCCAGGGAGUACGGGUUGGAGAGGCAACAAUUCAAGCGCCCUCUCGCAAGUUUCCAGCUGGUGCAAGCGAAAUUAGCAAAUGCCACAACGGAAGCCACUCUCGGCGUAUUAGGUGCAUUGCAGCUCGGACGGCUGAAGGACGCUGGAACAUGGAAUCCGGAGAUGGUCAGUAUGAUGAAGAGGAACAACUGUGGCAAGGCGCUCGAGCAUUCCAGGCGGUUAUUGGACGUUCUUGGAGGGAACGCUUGCAGUGACGAGUACCAUAUUGGACGUCAUGCUGCGAACCUGCAGGUCGUCAAUACGUACGAGGGAACACAUGACAUUCACGCCCUGAUUCUCGGUAAAGCGAUCACGGGUCACUCCGCAUUCGCUUGAGGUUGAUGCCGACUAUACUACUGUAUGAAACACGAGACCUAAGGAGGACAGGAAAGAACAAGGAAGACUGGUAUUAUAGCAUAUCGUCAAGCAAUCGAAACAGAGGAAUGUGCUAUGGUGCCGCUAUGUCGCUAUCACGAUGAAACGGAUUAUCCAAAAGAUGUGGAUAUCGCAGAAAGCGUCAGAAUAUGCUGAUCUUGCCUGGACUAGAUAAGCUAGACAUGCAGUGCCAAAUCGCAUCACAGCGCCGGCGAUAUACAGCAGGGUACAUGUACCGCUAAUCUUCGGUCACGUGAUGAAUCAGCCCG